AUGGGACUAAACGACAGCAGCCCGGGCGCCAUGCGGAAUGGCCGUGGCCUCUCGGACCAGUGGGCAGAGUCAGUGGUGGUCCGGCCUCGAACCACCGAGCGCCACAUCACGGUGCACAAGCGCCUGGUGCUGGGCUUCGCCCUCUCCAUCCUCACCCUCAUCAUCGUCACGGCGGUGGCUGUGGUGCUCAGCGUCCGCUUCGAGGAGUGCGGCGGACGAGAUCGGGACGGAGCAAUGGGGGAGUCGGGCUCGCGAGGCACCGGAGGGUCAUCGAAGUUGAACGGGAGCAGAGGGGAGAGGACGGGGGAGAGAGGGGACGACGAGGCGGUCCAGCCGUGGAGGAACUCGAGGCUGCCGGGGUCUCUGAGGCCGCGGCACUACGACCUGCGGCUCGCCGUCUACAUGGACAACUUCACCUUCUCUGGAGAGGUCAGCAUCGAGCUGGAGUGCGUCAACGCCACCAGAUUCAUCGUGCUGCACACUGACCGCCUUGAGGUGGACCGCGUGUCUGUCACAGCAGAGGGCGGCGCCGGUGGCCGGCCCGCCAACAGGCCCGGGGGCGGAGCCAUGCGCAUCCACCGCCACUUCCCCUACCCGGCCAAUCAGAUGUACGUGGUGGUUCUGCACCGCGAGCUGAAGCCGAUGAGAGUUUACCGGCUGAACGUGAGCUUCGACGCCGCCAUCGAGGACGAGCUGCUGGGCUUCUUCAGGAGCUCGUACACCCUGCAGAGAGAGAGACGGUACCUGGCGGUGACUCAGUUCAGUCCGAUCCACGCCAGGAAGGCCUUCCCCUGCUUCGACGAGCCCGUCUACAAGGCCACGUUCACCCUCACCCUCCGCCACGACCCUCAGUACACCUCGCUCUCCAACAUGCCCGUGGAGAGCACCUUGCUGGCGGACGAGGACGGCUGGGUGACCAACCGCUUCGCCCGCACGCCACGCAUGUCCACGUACUACCUGGCCUGGGCCGUCUGUAACUUCACCUACAAGGAGACGCAGACCGACAGCGGCGUGACGAUCCGCCUGUAUGCUCGGCCGGAUGCCAUUUCUAGUGGCGCAGGGGACUACGCUCUCCACAUCACCAAGAGGCUUCUGGGAUUUUACCAGGACUACUUUAAAGUCCAGUACUCACUGCCCAAGCUCGACUUGCUGGCGGUGCCCAAACAUCCCUACGCCGCCAUGGAGAACUGGGGGCUGAGUGUCUUUGUGGAGCAGAAGAUCCUACUGGACGCUGAGGUGUCGUCCUCGUCCUAUCAGAUGGAGCUGACCAUGGUGGUCGUCCACGAAAUCUGCCACCAGUGGUUUGGUGAUCUGGUGACUCCAGUGUGGUGGGAGGACGUCUGGUUGAAAGAAGGCUUUGCUCAUUUCUUCGAGUACGUCGGCACCGACUUCCUCUUCCCAAAGUGGAACAUGGAGAAGCAGCGCUUCCUGACCGAUGUCCUCCACGAGGUGAUGCUAUUGGAUGGCCUAAGUUCCUCCCACCCGAUCUCACAGGAAGUGGAGCAGGCAACCGACAUCGACCGAGUCUUUGACUGGAUCGCCUACAAAAAGGGGGCGGCGUUGAUCCGGAUGCUGGCGAACGUGAUGGGACAGACGCUGUUCCAGAAAGGACUCAAUGAUUACCUGCUGAGUCACAUGUACAGCAACGCAGCCAGAGACGACCUGUGGAACAAACUGUCUCAGGCCAUGCGUUCAGAGGGGCGGGACAUCAACAUUGGACAGAUGAUGGACAGGUGGACUCUGCAGAUGGGCUACCCUGUCGUAACCAUCAGCAAGAACCAAUCAGAGCAGCUCCCCACUCAUUACAUCACUGUCAGCCAGGAGCACUUCCUGUACGGACAGGAAGUCAAGAGCAACAACAGUUUACAGUGGCAGGUUCCUCUGACGGUCGCCGUGGGAAACGCUUCCAGUGUUUGCUCAGAGAGCCUCAUCUGGAUCAACAACAGGACAGAAACUCACAGGAUUGGUCAGAUGGACGACAACACAUGGUUGCUAGGCAACAUCAAUCAGACAGGCUACUUCCGUGUGAACUAUGACCUCCAGAACUGGAAACUGCUGAUUCAGCAGCUGCACAACAACGCUCAGAUCAUCUCAGUAGGAAACAGGGCAGGACUAAUUGAUGAUGCCUUCAACCUGGCCAGGGCCGGGUACCUCCCACAGGGCAUCCCCUUGCAGCUGAUUGGCUACCUGCCGGAGGAGUCGUCCUUCCUGCCGUGGCACUCCGCCAGCCGAGCGCUCUACCAGCUGGACAAACUGCUGGACCGCACGGAUGAGUACAGCCUGUUCAGUGACUAUGUGCUGAAGCAGGUUGCAUCACGGUACCAUCAGAUGGGUUGGCCAACAAACGGCCCCGGCAGCGAGGGCAACGUGCUGCAGGCAUCCUACCAGACUGAGGAGUUACAGCGGGAGCUCAUCAUGUUAGCGUGUAGCUUUGGGAACAAGCAGUGCCACCGUCAGGCCGUCGCCUACAUCUCUGACUGGAUCUCCAGCAACAAGAACAGGAUCCCUCCGAACAUCAGAGACAUAGUUUACUGCACCGGGGUGAGUCUGAUGGACGAGGACGUGUGGGAGUUCAUCUGGAUGAAGUUUCACUCCACCAACGCCGUCUCAGAGAAGAAGAUCCUGCUGGAGGCUCUGACCUGCUCGGACAACGCCUUCCUCCUCAACAGGUUACUGAACCUGUCCUUGACCUCUGACCUGGUCCCAGAGCAGGACGUGAUCGACGUCAUCAUCCACGUGGGCAGAAACCCUCAGGGUCGAAACCUCGCCUGGAAGUACUUCAGAGAAAAGUGGGACAUCCUCAACGCACGUUAUGGCGAAGCGCUGUUCAUGAAUUCGAAGCUCAUCGGUGGAGUCACAGAGUUCCUGAACACUGAGAGAGAACUCAAUGAGUUAAAGGAGUUCAUCCAGACCAGCAGCGUCGGGGCGGGGCCUGCGUUGCCGCGGGCGCUGGAGAUCGUCGAGGGCAACGUGCGCUGGCACCACCUCCACCGACGGCAGUUCUACCAGUGGCUGCGCAAACCUCCAAGCCCCGCCCUCGGCUAACGCUACACCAGCUAGCUAGAGUGAAGCGACUGCAAACUGACUGCUAACUCAAUGCUAACGCACUGCUAGCUAACAGAUGCAGUCAGAUAAUACUACAAAAAAAAAUGACUGAGUGAAGAGAGAGACUGACCUGAGUGUUUCUCUGCUGGUUUUGCUUUUAAAGAAUUUUGUUUGCAAAGUUUUUUGAUUCAGAAAUAUAUUUCUUCAAAGCUGCACGUUAGCUAGUGAUCACUGAUUCGGUAAUCGCAAGCUAGCAACUAGCCUCAAAACUCCCCAGUGACUAAACCACAACAACUUCUGAGUUUAAAUAGAAGCAGAUGAUUUGAACAACAAUUUAACAAACUUUUAACAGACAAUAUGUCAUUUUCUGCUGUCUCAAUCAAAACAAUAGCAAAAGACAGAGCAAUCCCGUCACUGCAGUCAGUUUCUCCAGGUUAGGAUUCCUUCAGUGUUACUUGUUCAGGAGGUUUUUACCAGGAGCUGAAUUAUCCACAGAAGUCUCUUCCUCUCUGAAACAAACAGACACGGUGAUUCAAAACAGUAAAAACACUGAAUAAAGCAGAUUCACGUUAUAAAUCUGUGUUUCUCAGAUGCACUUUGGUUCAUCGUGGACGGGCUGUUAGCCCAGCACCUCCUAAUCUGCGCUCACCUUUUGUGUCUGAUAACGUAAGAUCCAGAUGUUCAGGAGUUUUUACUGUGAGCUGAAAUAUCCACAGAGAUCUCUUCCUCUCUAAAACAAACAGACCAGCUGAUUUAAACCGUUAAACACACUCAAUAAAGCUGCUUCAUGUUAAAGAUCAGUGUUUCUCUGAUGCUGUUCAGCAUGGCAGGGGCUGUUAAUAUUUGUUCAGCUUGUUUCUCUGAUAACUUGCGAUCCAGACGUUCAGGAGGUUUUAACCAUGAGCUGAAUUAUUCCCAGAAGUCUCCUCCUCUCCAAACAAAUGGCCCUGAUGAUUUAAACCAGUAUAAACACGUAAUAAACCAGUUUCACGCUGAAAAUCAAUGUUUCUCUGACACUGUUUGGCACAGCAGGGACCGGAGCCGAGCUUCCUCUGAUGAAAUGACCAAGAUAUAAAAGUACAUCAUAAAAAUGUGAUUAAAAAGUCAAUUAAAGACAGCUUAUGGCAGAAAACACAAAGAGGAUUAGACGCUACUGACAGGUGACAGCGACCACAUGAUACAGACCGUGUUCUUGAUUAAAAUGUUGCUCUGGGUCUGAACUUUGUCGGAAGCGUUUGGGAUGAAGUUUAAAACUCAA
Molecule: messenger RNA, 4303 nt
Organism: Epinephelus moara (kelp grouper)
Lineage: Eukaryota; Metazoa; Chordata; Actinopteri; Perciformes; Serranidae
Product: thyrotropin-releasing hormone-degrading ectoenzyme-like
Exons: 20
Coding region: 1-3045 (1014 amino acids)
Biological process (GO): proteolysis; peptide catabolic process
Cellular component (GO): cytoplasm
Molecular function (GO): zinc ion binding; peptide binding; metalloaminopeptidase activity
Source: RefSeq, a predicted model, not a curated record